Messenger RNA from Coniosporium apollinis CBS 100218, 1125 nucleotides. RefSeq lists its product as uncharacterized. NCBI's taxonomy places the organism in Eukaryota, Fungi, Ascomycota, Dothideomycetes. The record is from RefSeq and is a predicted model, not a curated record. Bases 1 to 1125 code for a protein of 374 amino acids. The transcript is spliced from 3 exons.
AUGAUCAACGCCUGCUACGACUUAUGCCUGCGAUUACGAGGCCCUGACUACUUUGAUAAAGUGAAUUUCCAGAAGUGGGCAGCGUCUUAUUCGAUGGCCAUUGCAUUCUUCCAGGUCGGCCAGCAUAAUCGGGCGCGCAUGGUCGAGGUAGAAUCCAUGCAGCUCGCACGUCUUCUGAACUUGCAUCAAAUCUCUGAAUACGAUGGGCUCAAUCUUAUCGAAACCCAGCUCCGCAAGAAAGCAUUCUGGCUCAUGUGGUAUGGCUAUGUACACUCCCAGCUGCAGAACCUCAGGAAGGAGCGGCUCAACUACUUGGAUGCCACAAUUCUGAGUACCAUAAACCUCGAGGACCUCAUGCCUUUCGAAGUUGACGAUGAGAUGAUCCUCGAGGAUGCAGUCAUUCCCCAGCCUACGGAUGCCCUAUCUCUUACUACGGGGUUCAUCGUCCAUUCGCGUGUAUUCUGGGCUGCUCUUACUUCCCCUUCGCCUCGGGACUCUUCUGUUCCAAGAAGAGAUCCCUGUAUGUGCGUGAGGUCCGCGGAGCCAAAGCUUCAGAUUGAAUAUCUCAGGGACCGCCUUCAUGACCUGAAGUACAUCAUUGAUGGAAUGCCUCCGCAGCUUCGCCAGUGGGCGGCAGAAGAUAACUGGGACACGCUAAACGGCUCAAGUUUGGAGCAUCAACGCAUCAUCAAAGCACAGUUCGAGUCAAUGCGAGCCAACAUCCAUGUCACACAUUUGUGGCUUCAGAGCAUCAUCCUUGAUCAAUUAGACGCUCUCAUGACGAGCGAACCGAGCAUCUCAACUCUGCCAUCAUCUCUGGCUGACCCAAAGGCGGUGUGGGCUGAGAGAGAAGACAUUGCUCGCCAGCUUCUCCAUUUGCUGCACAGUAUUCCAGAGAUUCACCUGGAGCCCAACGGCCACCAUCUUACCUUUAAAGUCCGUGAUGUUGCCGUCGCGCUUCUCAAUUGCCCUCCAGAACUGCCCGUGGAGGCAUCAAGAAGAGCAUCGGAAUAUCUCCGCGAAUUCACAAACAAGCUGUCGCGUUUAGACGGCAGUGAGAUAGUAAACACACUGAGUUUACAGAGUUGGGUUGAUACCGACCGUAGAGGGAUAACAUCUGGUUGA